CCCAACUCCUGUUACGGGCCAGUCGAGAGCCAGCAACCGAUUUAUUCCCGUGAAACAGAAUAGCCGGGGGAGGCAGUGCAGCGAGACAUCACAGUUCUUGCUCCAGGGGAUAAUUCAUAAGAAGUCGAGUCUCCGCGACUAGGACUAGAAUCGUGCAGUAAAUCUUCUUUAUCUGAGGAACACUAGCAACCGAUGACUCGGAUAUGGAGUAUCCUGAAUCCCUCGAUCUCAACAAACUCAACCCCAUCAGCCCGCAGGACCUGCACUCUGCCGAUGGCACCGAUCCCGCCCGUCCGACCCUAUUUGCCAUCAAGGGGAUAGUCUUCGACGUGAGCCGGAAUCCCGCUUUCGCGCCCGGGGGUUGUUAUCACGAAUAUGCGGGAAAGGACCCCUCGCGUGCACUGGCUCGUUCAUCCUUCCACACGUCGUCUUGUGCAGCUGAGUUCCACCAUCUUGGGGAGCAAGAGCAGACGAUUCUUAAUGAGUGGUUUGAGUUCUAUAGGAAGCGAUACAGGAUUGUGGGGAAAGUGUCAUGUGACAGCCAGGGCGAUCAGUCUUGCUGCGAGAGUCUGAUUCGAGAUGAUAAUAUAUUUUGA
Molecule: messenger RNA, 596 nt
Organism: Aspergillus japonicus CBS 114.51
Lineage: Eukaryota; Fungi; Ascomycota; Eurotiomycetes; Eurotiales; Aspergillaceae
Product: cytochrome b5
Exons: 3
Coding region: 204-596 (130 amino acids)
Cellular component (GO): membrane; endomembrane system
Source: RefSeq, a predicted model, not a curated record